Chelonoidis abingdonii (Abingdon island giant tortoise) is the source of this 609-nucleotide messenger RNA. Its product is annotated as histone H2A type 2-C. The record is from RefSeq and is a predicted model, not a curated record. Gene Ontology annotation, molecular function: DNA binding; protein heterodimerization activity; structural constituent of chromatin. NCBI's taxonomy places the organism in Eukaryota, Metazoa, Chordata, Testudines, Testudinidae. Gene Ontology annotation, cellular component: nucleosome.
CUUAUAGCAGUUUUUUUCUUGUGACUGACAAUGUCAGGCCGCGGCAAGCAGGGAGGUAAAGCGAGAGCCAAGGCAAAGUCUCGCUCCUCUCGGGCUGGGCUGCAGUUCCCAGUGGGUCGAGUGCAUCGGCUGCUCCGCAAAGGUAAUUAUGCUGAACGGGUGGGAGCUGGAGCUCCGGUCUAUAUGGCCGCGGUGCUGGAGUAUCUGACCGCUGAGAUUCUCGAGUUAGCCGGCAACGCUGCUCGGGACAACAAGAAAACCAGGAUCAUCCCCCGCCACCUGCAGCUCGCUAUCCGUAAUGAUGAGGAGCUCAAUAAACUCCUGGGGAAAGUAACGAUCGCUCAGGGGGGUGUCCUGCCCAACAUCCAGGCCGUGCUGCUGCCCAAGAAAACUGAGAGCCACAAGGCCAAGAGCAAGUGAAGGUAAUCGGGAAGAAACAAAAAUCUUCAGUCCAAAAGGAACCCAAAGGCUCUUUUCAGAGCCACCUGCAAAAUCAAAAAAGGGCUUGAUUAUCUGUUUCAAUCACACUUUUAAAACAACCCUAUUUUUUCUUCUUGGGAAUAAAUGAUUGAAUUGGAGUUACAGUAACUGGAAUAUAGGUAUCUGAAA